Messenger RNA from Nymphaea colorata (pocket water lily), 2156 nucleotides. Its product is annotated as pectinesterase-like. NCBI's taxonomy places the organism in Eukaryota, Viridiplantae, Streptophyta, Magnoliopsida, Nymphaeales, Nymphaeaceae. Gene Ontology annotation, biological process: cell wall modification. The record is from RefSeq and is a predicted model, not a curated record. Gene Ontology annotation, molecular function: pectinesterase inhibitor activity; pectinesterase activity. The transcript is spliced from 2 exons. Bases 231 to 1865 code for a protein of 544 amino acids.
GGCUGCGGCCAGAACUUUUUUACUUUUAAUCUGCAGACACAUGCCCCCGACUUUUCGAAAAUGUUUUUCCUGGCUUCUGGAAUCCGGACUCGAUCGAACGAUCCGAGACGCAGAUCAGUUUAUAUAACGAAGGCAGCACUUGUAGAUCAUGCACCAUCACCUUAUCCUACCAACGUUCAUCUCCCUAUCUCUCUGGCACACAGCUAAAUUUUCUUGCCUAUCCAUCCAUCAUGCACAAAGAAAAGAAGUCCAAGAUCUUGCGUUGGUCUUCUCUCUUCCUCCUGCUGCUGGUUCUCCUGGCGGUUGUCCUUGCCGUAACAUUAAGAAGGAGGGCAACCAAGGGCUCCUCCGAUUCCGACCACCAAGCCACCACUGCCAUCUCCAAAUUCAUCACCUCCGCUUGCCAGCACACCCUCUACCCGUUGACAUGCGAAUCCUCCCUAUUGGGUUCGGCCCUAGCUGAGCCCGAAUCCAGCCAGCUCUUAGACCUGUCCUUCCGAGUCGCCCUCGACAAGGUCGACCAAGUCCACUCCCUAGCCCGCAACCUCAGCCAAGAUGCCCAGGUUUCGGGCCGCUUUCCCUCUUCCUCUGCCUUGGAUGACUGCGUGGAGCUCCUCCAUGACACUACGGAGCAGCUCACCGACUCCGCCAACCGGAAAAAUACUGCCGCCAAGGACGACGUUCGCACGUGGCUCAGUGCCGCACUCACUAACUUGGACACAUGCAUCGACGGCAUCAACGACCUCAAGCUCGAUCCGUCCACCGGAGACAAGAUGAAGCCCACAACCGCCAACCUCUCGCACUACAUUAGCAACUCGCUUGCACUUUACGAGUUCUUCACCCCGGGGCCGGGGCGGAGGCUUAUAGGAGCCGGGGAUGAUUUCCCGACGUGGGUGAACAGGAAGCUCUUGGAAGCUCCGGUUGGACAACUAAAACCAGAUGUGGUGGUUGCCAAGGAUGGGACGGGUGCGUGUGAUACGGUGGGGAAGGCAGUGGCUAUGGCGAAAGGUGGGGAGGCCAGGUUUGUGAUCUACGUGAAAGAGGGGGUGUACAGGGAGAAUGUGGUGGUCAAGAGGUCCCAGACCAACGUCCUUCUGGUCGGGGACGGGAAGGGCAAGACCAUCAUCGUCGGCAGCAGGAGCGUGGGCAGUGGCUUCACUACCUUCAGGUCUGCAACCUUUGCGGUCUCGGGUAGCGGAUUCGUUGCCCGUGACAUCGCCUUCGUCAAUGACGCCGGGCCUGAAAGCGGCCAAGGAGUUGCCCUCCAGGUCAGCUCCGACAAGUCGGCCAUCUUCCGUUGCAGCAUCGUCGGCCAACAGGACAGCCUCUACGCCCACACCAGCCGCCAGUUCUACCGGGAAACCGACAUCCACGGCACCGUCGACUUCAUCUUCGGCAACGCCGUGGCGGUGUUCCAAAACUGCGACAUCCUUCCGAAGAAGCCGCUAUCCGGGCAUAAGGUCACGGUUACCGCGCAAAGCAGGAGCGACCCCAACCAGAACACGGGCUUCACGAUCCAAAACUGCAGGGUCGCCCCUGAUCCAGAUUCCGCUCCGGCGAAGGCAUUUCUCGGGCGGCCUUGGAAGGAGUACUCGAGGGUGGUGGUGAUGCAGUCGCAGCUGGACGGUUUCGUGGACCCGGCGGGGUGGAUGGAGUGGUCAGGCGACUUCGCCCUCAAGACCCUCUUCUACGCCGAGUACAUGAAUUCCGGGGGUGGGGCGGGUACCUCCGGCAGGGUCACGUGGCCGGGAUACCAUGCCAGUUUGACGGAGGCUGAGGCCACUAAGUUCACGGUGGGUGAGUUCCUGGCAGGGACCAGCUGGUUGCCUAACACCGAGGUCGCUUUCUACCCCGGUCUUCUCUGAUCAUCUCCCUCCUCCAUGCUUACCUUGGUACCUCCAUUUUUGAGAGUUGAAGUGGUCGGACAUGUGUCCCUGUUGUUGCUGCUUUUGGGUGGAGUGAAGUAUACAUGUACAGAUGGAGAAGAAAAUUUGUUGGUAUGGUGAUGGCAUGACUCACAGUCGGGACGGAGAGCAUUUGAACGGCUCAAUAAGCUCUCUUCUCUUUUGAUAAUAAUUGUUGUUUGGCUUUGUUACAUGGCUUAAUUCCCCUCAAAUAAUUUCCUUCUGUUUUAAUAAUUAAAAGAACUUUUUAUA